AUGUUUUUGAAGGAUACAUACACCCCAAGAAAAGCUCGGAAGCCUGGGCUAGCAACGAUUGAGGUUGACAAAGUACUUCCGGGAACAGAAAAUGGUGAAUUAGUUUAUCCUCAAACCGAAACACCAGAGCGUUUACCAUCCCCAUCUGUUUCUGUCAAUUCUACAUCAGAAGGUGGACCUAUGACAGAUUCCCUUUUAAAGUCAACUGCAGUUUCUGGUAGAGCUAGGGGCUCAAAGAGGAAGAAAGAUAAGAUGUCCGAGGUGGCGUAUGCGGUCAUGAAGAGAGUAGAAGCAAAUAACGCUAACCGAGAUGAAUUUGACUCUUAUGGAGAGACAGUUGCAAUGACCUUGCGCAAGUUAAGCAAUGUCUCUGCUGCAUAUGCUAAAUUUGAGAUAAGCAAAGUUUUAUUCCAGGCUGAGUUGGGACAAUACGAACGUGGGAACUCAAACAUCCCGUCAAUGCUGACUCCUCCUAUAAACCCUGCUAUUUUACAUCAUACAUCAACAUCUGAUACCCGUUAAUAACCGUGGACCAGAAAAGGGAGAAAAAGAAGAGACAGAAGAUCAAGAAAAUGCCAUAACUACAGCCGCACAAGUCCCAGCCACACCUGCAAUGAAAUAGUCACAAACACCGAAGUCAAGAGCCACU
Molecule: messenger RNA, 649 nt
Organism: Macrosteles quadrilineatus (aster leafhopper)
Lineage: Eukaryota; Metazoa; Arthropoda; Insecta; Hemiptera; Cicadellidae
Exons: 2
Coding region: 1-522 (173 amino acids)
Source: RefSeq, a predicted model, not a curated record